This is a messenger RNA of Lingula anatina, 1235 nucleotides long. Its product is annotated as glutathione S-transferase Mu 2-like. Gene Ontology annotation, molecular function: glutathione transferase activity. NCBI's taxonomy places the organism in Eukaryota, Metazoa, Brachiopoda, Lingulata, Lingulida, Lingulidae. The record is from RefSeq and is a predicted model, not a curated record. Gene Ontology annotation, biological process: glutathione metabolic process.
CCGUGUCUUUGAGGGGCAAAAUGUGGGUCAUACUUGAUACGAACGCGCUGUAGACAGGCAACAGACCGACAUGGCACCCGUGUUAGGAUACUGGAAUAUUAGAGGGCUUUGCCAACCCAUCAGGUUGCUGUUGAAUUAUGUAGGACAGGAGUAUGAAGAGAAAUACUAUGUACUUGGUCCAGCUCCUGACUACAACAAUGAGGACUGGAUGGGGGUCAAAUUCAACUUGGGGUUGUCAUUUCCAAACAUCCCCUACUGGAUAGAUGGCGACACUAAGCUGGUGCAAAGCCAUGCUAUCCUUAAAUAUCUGGCCAGGAAGCAUAACCUCUGUCCAACGUCGGAGCCAGAAAUGAUAAGAUGCGACAUGCUGGAACACCAACUUCAGGAUUUUAUCAUGGAACAUAUCUUUGUUUGCUACAGUAGCUUUAUUAAAACGGGCGAUUAUGAAACAAAAAAAGUGGAAUAUUUAGAGAAACUCCCGGACAAGCUGAAGCAGUACUCGGAGUUCUUGGCAGACCGCCCAUGGUUUGCAGGCGACAAGAUAACCUUCGUGGACUUUAUGGCGUACGAGUUUUUUGACAUACAGCGCGUGUUUGCCCCUGGCUGUCUGGACGCCUUCAAGAACCUGACAGACUACAUGACAAGGUUUGAGGCCCUCCCUUCAAUUCAGAAGUACAUGCAAUCUGACAAGUUUUUAAAGAAGCCGAUUUACAACAAAAUGGCGGACUGGCGCGGUGACUAAUCACAAUGUUUCCGACAUCGACUUUAACAGAUGCCACAUAAAACGUUAUAGAUGGCAGAACCUCGCUUUAUGGGACUUACAGUUUAGCAUGGCACCUGCACUUCUGCAAUUACUACACUGAAUCAUAACCCGUGUUUUCGACAUUGUUAGAUUUGAAUAAAAAAAGCAUUUUAGGUAAAAGCCUCAGUUCAACCGGUCUCAUCAAGUUCAAAUUAUGUCACAGGGCCAAUUUCAGAUCACGUUGGAGACAAACACACCUUAGACCCCUCACCCUCACACUCUUAGGUUCAAUUUCAAAUUGUAUUUUUUUUUUUUUUUUUUUUUUUUUUUGUGAUAUGAAAGUCGUCUGCAUAUUAUACAUGAGCGUUUUAACAAACAUAGAAUUGUACUUUUUUACUUCAUCAAGACUGACAAAAUUCAUAAAGCGUAAGAACUGCCAGUCCUGUUCGAUAGAGCUUGCUCAGUGAAAAUAAAGCUUUUUGAUUAAACUACA